Molecule: messenger RNA, 1695 nt
Organism: Neodiprion virginianus
Lineage: Eukaryota; Metazoa; Arthropoda; Insecta; Hymenoptera; Diprionidae
Exons: 1
Coding region: 490-1125 (211 amino acids)
Source: RefSeq, a predicted model, not a curated record
UUGAUAUACAUUCCUAGUUGCAUAUGUAUGUGUGAUACCGUAGCGCCUCUACUCUCACGUUCAGAGAGCGAGUCAGUUGUGUGCAUGGCUCCGACAAGCACAUAUGUACUCCGGCAUGCUCGUUGCAUAGCCGUAUCUUUAUACAUAAUAAAUCCAUACGUUAAAUAUCAUCCCGCUGUGUUGUGAGUAAUCAUUUAUACCCUUACGUUACACCAUUGAUAUAUAAUAACUGGCGACGAGAAAAAGAAUCCCGCGUACUAUUACAGAUAAACCUUUACCACGCGCUCAAAAACUAUUUUGAGGUUCGUGGCAAACACGUGUUCGGGAAGCAAUUGAAGAUUUGCAGUUAAGCGUAAUACGGAAAGGCGUAUUACGCAGUGAAAAUUGUUCUAAAAAAAGAAAAUAAAUCGGUCACUAUAUUUAGUCGGAAGGGGCUAAUAGUUCAUAAAAUUACAUUCAUUAAAUUCAAAGGAGCAACGUUGCAAAUUAAUGUCGAAUAAAACAGGCUGGAUACAAAAUCUAAACAAAGGAGAGAUAAUACAAGAAUUACAAAACAGAGGUGUAGCAUUUGAAGAGGGUGAAAAUUAUAACACGUUGCGUGAAUUACUUAGAUCAGAAAUAAAAAAAAGUGAAAAGAAAGAAACAUCAGAGCAAGCAGCGAGCUCACAAACGCAAGUAGACGGGUCGGAAUCAAAAAAACCAAUUAAGAAAACUACGUUACCUACACAAGAAAAGGUAGCAAACGAUAAGUCCAGCAGCGACGACACUAGCAACGUCGAUUCAGACAAAGAUAGCGAUAUGGGCGAUCCACAUUUUCAAUUUAACUUAGACGAUGAUUGGGAGCUGUUUGAAGAUAAAUUAGAUUUCUUUUUCACCGCAAAAAAGAUCACGGACGAGUCGAUUAAAAUAGCAAACUUGGUUACGCAUUUAAGCGACGACGCACACGCACUAUUGAAACAGCUCGCGGCUCCAAAGAAAAUAAAAGAUACUUCGUUCGCCGAAAAUAUAAAACUCAUGUCUGACCACCUUAAACCAAAACCAUCAGAGACAAUGGAGCGCUGCACUUUUCACAAAGCCAGUCAAAAAGAAAACGAAACUAUUGCUGAUUUCGUAGCGCGCCUAUAAAAACUAUCGCUAUAUUGCAAUUUUAGUAACCUGGAUGAUGCACUGAAGGACCAGUUUGUUUGCGGAAUAAAAGAUAGAAAUACCCGAGUGAAACUGUUUGAAGAAAAAUCUCUGACAUUUAAAAUAGCAUGUGAAAUUGCUACCACUCGAGAGUCAGCAGAAAAAGACGCCGCAUCUUCAGAAAAUGCAUUAGAUACAAGAAAUGCAAAAGCAGAUGUAUUUGCAUUACGCGGUGCUAGACAACCAUGGCAGCAGCAUCGAGGCAGCAGUUAUCAAGGAAGAAACCAAGGAUAUAAAAAUAACUACAACGGAAGACAGCAGCAACAACACAGAAAUCAACGAUCAUCAAGCGAAGCACGGCAAGGUCAACGAUCAACGCAGAAAACAAGUGUAGUGAAGUGCUCUUGUUGCGGCAAGGGAAAUCACACGCGUGAGGAGUGCAGAUAUCGUGAUUUGGUGUGCCAUCAGUGUAAUGUAAAAGGGCAUUUAGCCCAAGUAUGUAGUUUUACGGGAAAUAAAUUUCCGACAAAUACAAAUGUUAACUUACUGCAAUCGGAAAAUGAUGAACGA